GUGCUGCUACACCCGGCUGCAAGACUAGAGCGCUGUCGCUCUAGGCCCGGCGUCCCUAUGGUGGGCGUGGGAGGCCGGAAGUGCCUGCCUGGAGGAGGGCAAGGGAGUGCGACGCUCUAGGCGUUUUUCUCUCCCUUAUCCCUCUCGCCCCGCCCGCCCGCCCGGCUCGCCUCCCUUCUUCUCGCGAGAGGAGGAGCCGGGAGUGCCUGCCUUUCGCCAGAGGAGCCCCUCGUAGCCGCGCCGGCGGUGCCCCGAGCGAUGGGAGUGGGGAGAUGCCCCGCCACUGUUCUGCCACUGGCUGUUGUACCCGAGACACACCCGAGACCCGGAAAAGAGGCAUUUCCUUCCAUCGGCUGCCAAAGGACAACCCCCGGCGGGCCACUUGGCUGGAGAACUGUCGACGGAAAGACAUGAGCGGCCAAGGUCUCUGGGACCCUGCCUCCAAGUAUGUUUACUUUUGCUCCAAGCACUUUGAGAAGAGUUCCUUCGAACUGGUUGGCACCAGCGGUUACCAUCGGCUCAAGGAGGGUGCUGUCCCCACCAUUUUUGAGCUCCACGCCAAGCCCCGUCGGAAAUCCAAGCUGGGCAACUCCAGACACCCGAAGCAUCAGCAGAAGCAGAGCUCCGACUCCUGCCCGGAGGAGCAGCCGGCCCCCCUGUGCGCGGACAUCUCCUGCUUCCCGGCACAGGAGCUCCCCAGCCCGGGGGCCGCUCCCACCAGCGGUGGGCUCCGAAGCCAGCCCGUCCUCCCCGGACCCGAGCCGGACCGCCUGGCCGCCCUGUCGGACAUUCCUCUGGAACAGUCGCCGGCCGCCACGGGCCAAGAAGAGGCCUCCCCGUUGCCCGCCCUCCCGGAGCCCCCGCCGGGCGACCCCUCCCCGCCGGUCUCCCUCUCCCUCUACAUGCUGCGCCUGCCCCCGCCGGCCGGCGCCUACAUCCAGAACGAGCACAGCUACCAGGUGGGCAGCGCCUUGCUCUGGAAGCGGCGGGCGGAAGCGGCCCUCGACGCCCUGGGGAAAGCCCAGCGGCAGCUGCAGGCCUGCCGGCGCCGCGAGCAGCGUCUCCGCCUGCGCAUCUGCGAGCUGCAGCGGGAGCGGCGGCCCCACGGCGGCGGCGGUGGCGCCGACCCCCAGCGGAGGCUGAAGGAGCACCUGCAGGUCUUCCAGCUGCAGCUCCUCAACGACCUCGAGUGACCCCGGGAGGGGCCGAGGCGGACCUUUCCCUGCCGGGCGCCCCCUCCGCUUGCCGUCUGGUGUCCCCCGUGGCCACGCCGUGGGUCCGGGCUCCGGCCCCUGUGAACUCGCCGGCCCUUCGGCACCCACUGCCUUCCCCCCCCCCCCCCCACCGUUCGCGUCUACUCUGUAUCUGUAAAUAAAGAUGGUUUUGUAUGAGUGAA
Messenger RNA from Hemicordylus capensis (graceful crag lizard), 1396 nucleotides. It is a transcript of the gene THAP7, whose product is annotated as THAP domain containing 7. The coding region runs from base 273 to 1193 and encodes 306 amino acids. Gene Ontology annotation, biological process: regulation of DNA-templated transcription. Gene Ontology annotation, cellular component: nucleus. The record is from RefSeq and is a predicted model, not a curated record. The transcript has 5 exons. Lineage: Eukaryota; Metazoa; Chordata; Lepidosauria; Squamata; Cordylidae.